This is a messenger RNA of Malassezia restricta, 477 nucleotides long. RefSeq lists its product as uncharacterized. Lineage: Eukaryota; Fungi; Basidiomycota; Malasseziomycetes; Malasseziales; Malasseziaceae. The record is from RefSeq and is a predicted model, not a curated record. The coding region runs from base 1 to 477 and encodes 158 amino acids. The transcript has 4 exons.
AUGUCGAACAACGCAAACGUGCAACAAGCCAAGGCUGACGCCCAUGCUGCCGUAAACAAGACUGCUAACAAGGCUGAGCAGGCGGCCAACCAGGCUGGCGAAAAGUCCGAGCACUUCUACGACGAGGCCAAGGCCGCCGCUGACAAGGUCGGCGAGUUCAUCUCGAAGGAAGCUGAAGAGCUCGAGGACCGCGCUAAGGAGGCUCGCAAGAGCCUGUGCUCCAGUGUCAGCUCUGGUUGGAAGAAGAUCCAUGGCGCCUGGAACAACUUCUCUAGCAACCCCAAGUACUGGCUCUCGACUCUGAGCGUCGUGAACGUCGCUGUUAUUGGUGCCGCUAGCUACUUCGGCUACCAGAACCGCAACGAGAUCCAGAAGUGGGACAGGAGGCUGCUCUCAGCCGUCAUCGUGGGUGCCGCCACGUUCUUCGGUGCUGAAGGCUACCUCGUGACGAAGAACACGAAGAAGCAGCUCAAGUAA